GUUCUCCAUAGCGUCCAUGGAAAAGCAUCAUGCAGGGCAAUAUCGCUGUUACUCUUAUGAAUCUACAGGGUGGACAGAGCACAGUGACUCCCUGGAGCUGGUGGUGACAGGUGUUUACCAUGGCAAACCUACUCUGUCAGCUUUGCCCAGCCCUGUGGUGACCUCAGGUGGGAAUGUGACCCUUCAGUGUGUCUCAUCCAAAGGAUAUGAUGGGUUCAUUUUGACUGGUGCAGAUCUGAAUUUCUCCAGGUCCCAAAAGGCACAGUUAUUACACACUGGACAGUCCCAGGCUCUGUUUCCUCUGAUCCUUGUGACAUCCAGCACACAUGGGCCCUUUCGAUGUUAUGGAAACUAUACAAAUACCUCACAUGUGUGGUCCGAGGCCAGUGACCCUCUGGAGAUACAUGUCUCAGUCUCCCAGGAUCACACAGUGGAGAACCUCAUCCGGAUGGGUAUAUCUGCCUUGAUCCUCACAGCUCUUGGGAUUUUGCUGUUUGAGGCUUGCCGAAGCCAGAGAAUGACCCAGAAUUCAUCCUAGAAGUAUAGAGGAGAGACCAGAGUAUGCCUAGUCUGGUGAUCAAGUCUUGGAAAUCAUUUUGAGGAUCUCAGGUGCUUUUUAAGAGAAAAUUCAGUACUUAAUUUUGUGAAUUAUUUGUGAUAAACUAUCUGAAAAGAUAAUGUGUUUUGGUUGCAGGAAAAGACCUAAAUAUUGGGGUAAUCAGCUCUUCUACCACCCCAUUAAGACUCUUACCCUGUACUUUGUUGUGCACUUUUGAAGAUUUUCCAUUCCUCUAUUUUAAGUCCAUGAUGUAAGGUAACAUCUAGUGUCACCAAAGAGGUUUACAUUCCCACCUCUGUAUAUAUUUUGCAUUUCCCCAGUCUCAUGUGAUAUUUUCCUUUAUUAAACAUCACCACAUGCCACAUUGUGUAUUAUGAGAUGAUCUGUCCUGAAGAGAUCUGUAAGGUCACACCUAAAUCAA
Messenger RNA from Peromyscus maniculatus bairdii (prairie deer mouse), 980 nucleotides. Lineage: Eukaryota; Metazoa; Chordata; Mammalia; Rodentia; Cricetidae. The record is from RefSeq and is a predicted model, not a curated record.